Messenger RNA from Clonostachys rhizophaga, 1767 nucleotides. NCBI's taxonomy places the organism in Eukaryota, Fungi, Ascomycota, Sordariomycetes, Hypocreales, Bionectriaceae. The record is from the annotation of a GenBank genome assembly.
AUGAAUAACGCAAUCGAGGGCUCGACGGGCAUGACACCCGAUACAAUAAUGACCCAGAGCAAUGAUUACGGAAAUGACACUUGGAGCAUCAGCCCCUACAGUCAGAGUCCUUAUAACAACAGUCCAAUGACCGAGUAUGGAAACUGGGGUGGGUUUAUUCCUCAAAAUCUACAAGCUGAGCCGAUGGCGUCCAGAAUGCCUCCGCCCCAUGCGCAACCUCAAAUCCAUCACCAGAUGAUACAGCCAGCCCCUACCCCAAUGGCCCAUCAUCAACUGCCGAUGCUAAACACGACAUGGCCGAGCCAGUUAACAAAUCCCUCCCCAACGGGAAGUUACUCCGCGCCCCCUUUAUCCAUGGCUCCGGUCUCGAAUCCUCAGCAAGUCGAGGCUCCUCGGCCCCAGCCUGCAGCUCCGCCACCUCCACCUCAGGAGAAAGCACGAAGAACGUUGAGCACAGAGCAAAAGCGUGCGAUGUGCCUAUACUAUGAAGAAAAUCCGUCAGCAAAGCAAGCAGAGAUUGGUGCUCGCUUUGGUGUCGAGAGAAGCACGGUUUCGAAAGUAUUGCGGCAAAAGGAGCACUAUCUCAAGCGCGAGCAAGAACAGGAGCCCUCCUCGACAAAGAGAGGCAAGGGUAAGCAUCCUGAUUUCGACCGAACACUCAGCAAUUAUGUUCGGAGACAGCAGGAAGGCGGUUUCGAGAUCAAGGACGAGGAGAUAAUGGACCAGGCGAAACUGUUCGCCCGCGCAAGCGGUCAUCAAGACAGUCUCGUGUCAAGUCUGACUAGCAGCUGGCUGCAAAAGUUCAAGCAAAAGCAUGGAAUUACAUCUGGUCGACUUAUGAGACGUGCAUCAGAGACGAACAUCCCGGACAGUGCCCGAAUGUCAACAUCGAGAACCAAGAAAAAGAAGGAGAAAUCAGACAUCAUUUCUCCAACUUCACCGUCAGGGCAGAAGUCGCCGCUCUCGGAUGGCCGCAGCGAUGAGGACCAGCAACACGACGGCUUCGACUUUAGCGCUUUCUCAUAUCGCCAAGCUGCCUCCCAGUCCGCCACGUCACUGUCCAGCAACUUGCGCGAUGCGGGCAAUAACUCAUCCUUCUCAAGCAGUGCGAUGAGCCCUACUGGAACCGUCACCUUUUCUCCCGACCCCAAUACCGGUGCUUUCGCCGUGGACCAAACCUUACAAAGUCAAAUGGCGGAUAUUAGGACAUCCAGCAUCACACCUUCUUCAGAUCUCCAGCCGCGAGAGAAGCGUAGCAACACAUUCCCGUCUCUCAACCUCGAUCUCGUUAAUCAGGUGGUUUCCUCAGAGCCGAUGACACCACACCACCAAAUCCCAUCGACCGCACCGUCCUCGGCUAUCGAAUCGCCUGUUCACGAUUUCAACUCGGCUCCCUUUGGCAUCGACAGUACACUAACUUCUCCUCCACAACUUCACCGAAGUAGCAGCAAUUCGAGCAUGACGGGGCGCUCUACACCCGUCACAAAUGGGACGAUGCCAGCGGCAUCCAUAGACUCGUCGCCAGUCUCGCCCUCCCAGGAAGAUGCAUGCCGCGCGGCAACCACACUGCUCAGCUACAUCCAAAGCAGCAUGAAGACGAAUGGUCAAUUCGAGCACUCCGAGCUGAUGACGCUGGUGCAGCUGACCAAUAAACUGCAGGUUCAUCAGUACCAGUCUCUCCGACCAGCUAUGGGGGGCCUUUCCAGAAUCCCCGAGGGUGACAGCGAGGUGCCUGCAGCAACUGAAGUAAUGAUGGAAACCAUGUGA